AAUAUCAAAACUCUCUGAUUUUGACUGGCUAAGAUUCAACGGGCAAUUUCCAUCUUACAGACCCAAUUCGUGUUCUCUGUUUUGUUAUGUUACAAAGCAGAGGUUUUUAUUUAUCUUCCAUAUUCCUUUCCCACUGAUUCUUACAAACCGAUCCAAAGGAAUCUUACCAAACUGUUUCUUGAUUCUGUUUUGUGAAAAAAGUCUUGAUCUUGCUGUUUGGAGUAAUGGUGGGUGCUUGGUUUGUCGUUGGCUCAUCGGUGAUGGACUCGUCGAGCAGUCCAUGUUUAUGUCUGGAUGCGGGUAACAACAUCAGGAGCUCUCCGAGGAAGAAGAUCCUUAGCAGUACAAGAAAUCUGGAAUUAGGCAGCUCUUUUACUGGCUCACGCAUUGUUUUUAGGCUUUCUCCGAAACGGGUAUCGAGGAUUGCGAAUCGAAGGAGCAAAAAGCUCUUGAUUGUGAAUGAGGACAUUGCUGGGAAUUACGAAGAUACCUUCGGUGAUGUACAAAAGCAAAUUGUUAAUUAUUUCACAUACAAAGCUGUGAGGACGGUUCUUCAUCAGCUCUACGAGAUGAAUCCUCCCCAAUACACUUGGUUCUAUAAUCAUAUCAUAUCGAACAGACCAACCGAUGGCAAACGUUUCCUCCGUGCACUCGGCAAGGAGAAUCAGGAGCUUGCAGAAAGAGUGAUGAUUACGCGUCUCCACUUGUAUGGCAAGUGGAUCAAGAAAUGCGACCAUGGGAAGAUAUACCAAGAUAUAUCAGAUGAGAACUUGGCGUUGAUGCGUGAACGCCUGAUGGAGACAGUGAUUUGGCCUUCUGAUGACUCAGAGGUUGUUGGGUGAAAGAAGGCUGCGCACACCACAACAGUAAACCUUGUCAAACCGCUUCUCAGCUUUUAGGACUUUUGAGUUUUCUUAGUCUGAUUUACAUAUUAUUGUUAUAGUCAAAAGAGCAGUGUGUGUGUAUAUGAAAAUGUCUAUUCUUUGGCAUGUACAAUAUGAAUAUUAUGGGCAAAAACAAUAUACCCCUUCUUGUGUUCGGAAUC
This is a messenger RNA of Camelina sativa (false flax), 1045 nucleotides long. RefSeq names its product chaperonin-like RbcX protein 2, chloroplastic. Gene Ontology annotation, biological process: ribulose bisphosphate carboxylase complex assembly. Gene Ontology annotation, molecular function: protein folding chaperone. Lineage: Eukaryota; Viridiplantae; Streptophyta; Magnoliopsida; Brassicales; Brassicaceae. The record is from RefSeq and is a predicted model, not a curated record.